Stylophora pistillata is the source of this 1872-nucleotide messenger RNA. RefSeq lists its product as uncharacterized. The record is from RefSeq and is a predicted model, not a curated record. Lineage: Eukaryota; Metazoa; Cnidaria; Anthozoa; Scleractinia; Pocilloporidae.
AUUGCCAAAGAAGUGGGAGACAAGGCUGGAGAAGGAAAGAGUUAUGGAAAUCUUGGCAAUUAUUAUCAUAGUCUAGGACAGUCCAAAACAGCCAUCGAGUACCAUAAACGUCACCUAGAAAUUUCCAAAGAAGUGGGAGACAAGGCCGUCAAAGGAAAGAUUUAUGGAAAUCUUGGCAGUGCUUAUCAUCGUUUAGGACAGUUCAAAAGAGCCUUCGACUACCACAAACGUCGCCUAGAAAUUGCCAAAGAGGUGGGAAACAAGGCUGAAGAAGGAAAGAGUUAUGGAAGUCUUGGCAAAGUUUAUCAUGUUCUAGGACAGUUUAAAACAGCCAUCGAGUACCAUAUACGUGACCUAGAAAUUUCCAAAGAAGUGGGAGACAAGGCUGGAGAAGGAAAGAGUUAUGCAAGUCUUGGCAAUGCUUAUCAUGGUCUAGGACAGUUUAAAACAGCCAUCGAGUACCAUAAAGAUUACCUAGAAAUUGCCAAAAAAGUGGGAGACAAGGCUGGAGAAGGAUGGAGUUAUGCAAAUCUUGGCAAUGUUUAUCAUAGUCUAGGACAGUUUAAAACAGCCAUCGAGUACCAUAAACGUCACCUAGAAAUUGCCAAAGAAGUGGGAGACAGGGCUGGAGAAGGAAAAAGUUAUGCAAAUCUUGGCGAUGCCUAUUAUCGUCUACGACAGUUCAUAACAGCCAUCGAGUACCAUAGAAGCGCUCUAGAAAUUUCCAAAGAAGAAGGGCAACUGCUUGAGAUGGCCGUGAGUCAAUGUUGUCUUGCUCUCAUUUAUGAAGAGCAGGGAUGUCUCCAAUUGGCCCUGGACUAUUUUGUUUCCAGUUGGGAGGUUUUUAAUGAGCUUCGGGCUAGAUUUCUGAAUCACGAUGCAUGGAAGAUUUCAUUCCGAAAUGUCUACCAAACAGCAUACACGGGUAUUUGGCGCGUUCUUUUUAGACGGGGUGAGGAUGUCAAAGCUCUUCUUGCUGCCGAGGAGGGACGCGCACAAGCUCUAGUAGAUUUGAUGGAUGUAAGGUAUAACUUUGUACAAGCCUACGCUCGGUUGAGCUCUGGAAAACGCUCUGAUUCCCUCUCACUAAAAAGCAUUUUAUCAGAUGCAGUUUUUCUAGCAAUAACCGGACCUUACAUUGUUUCGUGGGUAAUUCGGAAUGGGAAAGUCGUCGGAUCGAGAAUGAAGCAUGUGAACAACUUUGUUUACCGGGAUGAAUUAGAAUUCUACAUCACCUCUCUGAAUAAGGCUACUCGCAUAGAAGCCAAUGUAAGGGCCACUGUUCAAUGGGAAAUAAGUUUACCUGAAGUGGGCCGAGAUGGAAAAGGAACGAACGAUGACUCCUUGCGAAACUCGAUGACAAAUGCCCUGAGGAAGCUCCAUGAUAUCAUAGUUACUCCUAUCGCUGAUUUGGUGGAAGGGGAUGAGAUUGUAUUUGUUCCUGAAGGUCCACUCUGCUUGGUGCCUUACGCUGCAUUGGUGGAUUCGAAUUCAAGGUAUCUGUGCGAAUCUUUCAGGAUUCGAGUGCUCCCAUCCUUAUCCUUUUUAAAAUCAAUCACUGACUGCCCGAAAGAAUUUCAUGUUAAAACCGGUGCGCUGCUCGUGGGGGAUCCGUGUUACAAACAAGUUACUCAUCAGGAGAAAUUGCUGAGUCAACUUCCGGGUGCAAGGAAAGAGGUGAAGAUGAUUGGAGAAAUCAUCGGCAUUGCUCCUCUUAUUGGAGAGGAGGCGACAAAGUACGAGGUAUUAAGGCGAAUGUCCUCAGUUGCCCUAAUUCACAUUGCAGCACAUGGUAAAAAAGAAACAGGAGAAAUUGAGANNNNUUUUUAUUAUAUUCAGUUUUGGAAAUUUAUACUGAUGAAAAUCAGAUGA